Molecule: messenger RNA, 5428 nt
Organism: Chiroxiphia lanceolata (lance-tailed manakin)
Lineage: Eukaryota; Metazoa; Chordata; Aves; Passeriformes; Pipridae
Exons: 2
Coding region: 3917-4894 (325 amino acids)
Source: RefSeq, a predicted model, not a curated record
ACUCACUACAGAAGGUGUGCUGAUGUCCUGUAAGGAGUGCCUGUAGCCCUGCUUUUUAGAGACCUCGAAUCCUUCCUGGGCCCAUCAACACACCAUAAAUGCUCAUUGGAAUGACUUCCAUUGUCUCAGGGAUCUCUUAAUACCAUCCCUGUGUGCUCGGGUGAGGAAACUCAACCCCUUCCCAGCUCUGAGCUCAGCUGAAAGAAAAUCAUCUGCACAGUUGCUGCUGAGUCCUGUCCCGUGCAUUGUGUGAAAGGGGAACAACGUCAGCCAGUGCAGCAUUGCUCUGGAAAGUGCCCUCUUGGCACAGCUGCACAGCGAUUUCCCCGAAAUGUGGGGCUUAUUCAGCUCCCUGAAGGCUGAAUCAGCUCUCCAGGGUGACUGUAAGAGCUGCUCAGACUUACGGGAAUGGAAAGGCAGGAAUUUUCUGAACCUGCUGGACAUCAGCACGCGGCCACGGAGGAGGGCAGGUCUGAUACCUGUGUGGGUAGUUGUAGAUCAGUUGUUUCUGCUCGAGCCAGGCUGAAAUCAGGGCUGGGUCAGCAGCAGCUGUCUGGUGGCAGAGGGGAUUUGCAGGUGGAACUGUCUGUGCUCUCUGGCAGUUUGCUCUCGUGACACUUGGUUUCUGCUCGGGAGGCUCUGGCAGUAGCAGUUCGUGUUUGGAGCUGGGGGUUGUGAAACUUGCUUUGAGAGCUUUGGAAGAUUUUUUUCUUGAAAGUGGGCUAUUGUAUUUCCAUCUGGCUGUGGUAUCUGUUUCAGGAGUGUGCUAAGGUAUUUCCUGAAAUCUGAGUGUGGUGUUGGUGGAGACUGUGAGCACAGUGAAACCCUCUGGGCAGGAAGGAGUUGGGGGGCCAAGAAAUUGCAGGCCUGAAGCUGUUAAGCAUGAGCAAAUACCCCCAGAGAGGAGAAAGAACAAUUAAAUGCCUUCCUUGCCAAGGGAAUUGGAUCUCAUCUGUGCCCAGGCUGUGCCCUGGAGUUCUAAUGGGCAAGGGAGGAGGCCUGGGGCAGAUAAAACUUUAGUCCCUGCUCCCCAGCUCUGCAGUCUCUUCUUCUGCACUUGCUGGCUGUGUAUGGGGUUUACUCCAGGAGAUGUGGCUGUCUGGGAGGUCAGGGCUUGGAGUUCCUUCCUCUUGCAGUGCUGGGUCUGCAAACCCAGGGAGUGCCCCUGGAAGAGGGGCUCAGGGACACUUGAUUUCCUGUCACUGCUGCAUCCCUUGGGUGCACUUGUGCUGGCUUUCCUUUCUCUGGCCUCCAUCCUGAACAAAAAGGCUUUCCAGGGGCUUGUGUCAAUGGUGUUGUUUGAAGCAGUUUUAAGCAAGACUUGCUGGCUGGCUGGAGAAGUGAAAACAAAGCUCUCAGUACAGAAGUGGUUUGUGAUAAAACCUCCUUAAGUGACAAGUGGGAAAAGGCUUAUGGGUCCCUCCUCUGCUGUGUGCUCCCUCCCAGACAAGACUGUGGUGUUAAGUAAUGCUUCUGCUCUGCCCAGCUGUUACCAUGGCAAACAGCCACUCAGACACCACGGGAAGGGUUUUUGGUCUGCAGUGGCAGUGGUUGGUAACUCCUUUGCUGCUGCCUCCUCUCGUGUGCUCCAGACCCUGGGAUGGGAUGGGAUGGGAUGGGCUGGCUCUGGCAUCAAAGCCCUUGUGCUGCAAUCCUUGUAGACCCAGUGAAGCACUGCAGUAAAGGGGCACUGCAGUUUAAGGUCAUAAUUUUAGUUUAUACCAAACCAGGUGAAAAGCACAGCUCAUUCCUUUCCCUCAUGGAGCUAAUGAUUAACGUAUCAAUUAGGCAUGAGAAGAAACAAAAUGUGUAUGCUUAAGAUAAAGCAGACUGUACAUGAAAUGAGAAGGUAUUGUAGUAUUUGUUCUAAAAACAAAGUGGGAGUUAUUUGCACUGGAUUGUGCAGGCCAGUGCUGUGUGAUUACAGGGAGUGCUACCAUUUCGGGGUGAUUCAUUGUGGUCUAGGCUCUUUAAGGCUGAUAAGAAGGUGCGAGGGUGUUCUCAGCUUAUACCCUCUCCCAUCCUGUUUUAGAAGAAAGCAAUGGAAGCAUCAAAACUUGAGGCUAGAACUGAGUGCUGUCUCAGAGUGCCUCUGAGAGAAAUCACCCUCAUUUCACAUCUUUGGGACCACCAGGUCCAAAGGGUUAAUGGGAUCCUGCUCAUAGUGGUGAGGAUCCUGUGUGCCUGGAGAUGGUUGGAGUGCCUGGCCUUGGGCAAAAGAGAGGUACAGGGCAGCUGAUGGAGUCCCCAGUACAGCUCCCCACAGCAAACUGGGUGGCUUUAGCUUGGAGGCACUCGGGCUUCUGACAAGAAUCACACAAAACCAGCAGUUUCCUUCACUGGCAGGUUUUGGAUGGGGGUUUGUAGGCAAAGCUGUUCCAGUAGGAAACCUGAUCUCUGUCAGUGGAAUCCUGCUGGUUACAGCGAGUUGGGAAGCCGUGGGGUGACUUGCAUCAGUAACAUGCAGUGCAAGACUUCCCAACAGAAUGAUUUUAGGAGGUUUGGGGUGCUGUUACACUGUCCUUUCAUGUGCUGUUGACAGGGGAUCCUCUGUGUUUAUAAGGCACUCCUGCACGGGCUGAGGGAGUGUGUGAAGGUGCUGCCACGUGCUCUUGAUGUCCUUGGGUACUUGUGUCAUUGUGUUGGUGCUCUGAAGCCAACAUUCAAGUGCAGUGUCCAAAAUGAGCAGGUUGGUGUAGGAUGUCUCCAGCCGAGUGAGAGGCUGGGCUGGGAGCAGUUCAUCCAGCCUGCCUUGGAGCUGGUUUUUACUCUGUGCACUCUGGUAGCUGUAGGUGAACAGUGAACCACCCUUCACCUGCUCUGCUCCUCUCCUCUCCUCUGCAAGUCCCCCACCCAAGGGGUUGAAGAGAAAAGCUCUUCAGUAUUAAUUCUCUAUAACUAUGGUUAAAGUCCCUCUGGCUUUUGGUGUGGGACAUGCAGCUCCUGAAGCAUUGAUGAGGCUUCAGAGAAAGCUUUAUUAAACACAAAUUGAGAGGGAUGUGUGGUUGUUUCUAUUCAGAGUCUUGCCCAGAUGCUCUCCAAGUCUGAAAGCUUCCAGUGGUUGAUGGUGUGUGCUCUCAGAGCACAGCAGUGCUCUGAGCUCUGAGCUCCCCCUCGAGAUUUGCUCUCUCUGGAGAGGAGCUCUGCUCUGGAAGGCAGAGACUUGUACUUCAGGUGUUGUCUUUGAGGCAUUCCUUGAACUUGAGAGGUGAGUGGGUUGGGUUAAGUACCACAGCCCCCCUCCAUGGAGAAAAACACAGCUUUUUUGCAGAUGCUUGUGCCACAACGUGCUGCUGGUUUAAAUGACUUCCAGCUUUUAGCAGAAGAGAGGGAAUGAACACAGUCUCCUUUCAGUGCUGUUCCACUGUUUCUGACAGAAAGGCACACCCCAAACUUAGGUGAGUCCUGGGAAGGUGUUGACACAGCUGCUGUCCCCUGCCCUGUCCCAGUCCUGCCCCCAGCUGUGCCUGUGCCUUGGCCAGCUCAGGGCAGCCCUUUCCAGCACAAGCCACAGCAGAGGUGCUAGAGGGCUGGCAGGGCAGGGGGGGGAUGCCCAUGGAUGCUGUGACCCACUUGUGCAGAGAGGCAGCAUCCAACACGAGUCAGCUGAGCCGGCGUGGUGAGAGCACCCGGCUCCCACUGCACAGCCCUGAGCCUGGAAAAGCCAUUUCCUUUAAUAUUUCAGCAAGUGUUUCAUAACAGCACUUUGUACAUACCUUGAACAUGCUUUGUCGGCAUGUCCCUGACACUUGGCUGUAGCAUAAAACUUCUAAUGGAUUAAACAUAAAUACUUGAGGCAAAUGCUCUGGUGUGCCUGCAGUCCUGGGCAGCUGAUGGUAAAUAACUGGCACAGGGCAGCCUGCUUCUGCUGUGUGGGUCUGGAUGUCUCGGGGCACUGGGACCCUUGGUUUUGGGUAUGACUGUGGGGGUCUGGAUGUCUCUGGGCAGUGGGACCCUCAAUUUUGGACAGGGCUGUGUGGGUCUGAAUAUCUCUGGGCAGUGGGACCCUCAGUUUUGGGUAUGGCUGUGUGGGUCUGGAUGUCUCUGGGCACUGGGACCCUCAGUUUUGGAUAUGGCUGUGUGGGUCUGGAUGUCUCUGGGCAGUGGGACCCUCAAUUUUGGACAGGGCUGCGUGGGUCUGGAUGUCUCUGGGCACUGGGACCCUCAGUUUUGGACAUGGCAGUGCUCUGGCAGCAACAAUCCAGCUCCCCAUGGCUCAGAGGUGGGACAGCUUGAACAGCACCUGGCAGCCAGCUGGAAGCCAGGGCUGCCUCAGGGCUCCAGCCCAGGGAUGUCACCGUCUUGCACAGGGCUCUUGGAGCAUUUGGGGUGUGUUUUCCCUCCACUCUUUGUAACAGGACCUUCUCAGAGCAAACAAAGGCACCAAAGAGCUGCUUGUUCAGAACUCCUGGAUCCACCAGGGGAAAAAAAAGCCCAGGCUGAGCCCCUGGGUCACCUCCCCAUGGAGAACAGGCAAUGGGGCUGUGCCUGCACAGCAGAUGCCCCCUCUGUUAUUCCCGUUGGUGAGAGGGAGACUGCCUGGGGCUGGGGCACAGGCUGGACCCAAGGGCAGACAUUUGGGGGUACUGGGCUGUCCCUCUCUCUUCCCCACCUGGUGCUAUCAGAGUUUUGGCAACAUGUGAGCUGGAGGGUCAUUGUACCCAUGGCUCUGCAGAGCUGGAGCAGUGACAGGGAAUGGUUUCCUGAGCACAAAGCAGGCCCGUGGGAGGGCCAGGCUGAUGCCAUGAGCUGUCUCCUGCCACCACCAUGUGUGCAGGUUGGACUCCUGUGUGAGGGCACAUUUUCUGUGCAGACCAAAACAAACAGACCCAAGGAAGUUGUCAGGAAGGCAAAUCACCUGCCUGCCCUCAGACUGCCACAGCUCUGGGUGUGAAAGCCCAGGCUCAGUGAGGAGGAACCAAAGCUGAACUGCUCCUCUGUCCAGAAUGGGCCUCGGGGCCUGGCACAGAGAGCAGGCAGCACGCUGGCCUCAGGUAGGAGACCCUGCUGGGAGAGCUCCAUCCAAACCUGAGGCUCCCUCCUGUGUGCUCAGGCAGCUGGCAGAGUGCAGGAAAUCCCAGUGGACUGCUGGGAGCCUCCGGGCAGCCCUCGGGGGGCAGAGCUGGGGUGGUGUCUGUCCAUGAGGUGACACCCAAGGUGCCCCUUGGCCAGCGGGGUGUCCCAGCACCGCCACCUCCUGAGCUGUGCCUCAGGUGCAGGAGGGGCAGAGCUGGAGCAAGGGCUGGUCAUCCAGGGGCGGGAGGCAGCUGUGUGUGUGUGGCAGGGCUGGAGCAGAGUCAGGCAGCAGCUCCUCACUCCAGUCCAGGCGCAGCUGGGGAGGGUGGCACCUCCUGGGAAAACUGCCUGGCUCUUGUUGCUCUCAGUGGUUACCGUGUGACUGACCCGGCCCCUCUGUGCCCCUCUGUGC